Molecule: messenger RNA, 958 nt
Organism: Cajanus cajan (pigeon pea)
Lineage: Eukaryota; Viridiplantae; Streptophyta; Magnoliopsida; Fabales; Fabaceae
Product: heat stress transcription factor B-2a
Biological process (GO): regulation of transcription by RNA polymerase II
Cellular component (GO): nucleus
Molecular function (GO): RNA polymerase II cis-regulatory region sequence-specific DNA binding; DNA-binding transcription factor activity
Source: RefSeq, a predicted model, not a curated record
AUGAUUUUCCAUUCCACGUGAACCUUCUAGAACUAUCACCAUACCAUGCCUCCGCCGCUCCAACGCAACAACGCCCAUUCCACCACUCUCCGAUCCCUUCCCACGCCCUUUCUCGCCAAGACCUACCACCUCGUCGACGAUCACACCACCGACCACGUCAUUUCAUGGAACCACACCGGAUCAUCCUUCAUCGUCUGGAACACUGCCGUUUUCGCCACCGAUUUCCUUCCUAAAUAUUUCAAGCACAACAACUUCUCCAGCUUCGUUCGCCAACUCAACACUUAUGGUUUCAGAAAAGUAGUGCCUCAUCGUUGGGAAUUCUCCAACGACUCUUUCCGUAGAGGCCACAAACGUCUUCUCUGCGAAAUUCAGCGACGGAAGAUCCUUUCGCCGUCGCCGCCGCUUCCUGCGAUUCCGAUCGUUUCACCGUCGAACUCGUCGCCGGCGGCGCUGUUGGACGAAAACGAGAGACUCAGAAAGGAGAAUGUUCUGUUGACGAAGGAAUUGGAGGAGAUGAAAUCACUCUGCAACAAUAUAUUUAAUCUGAUGUCGAAUUACGCAAACGGUCAGGCGGACGGCGGUGCGGCGGCGGCGAAGACGCUUGGUUUGAUGCCGGCGAAGCGGUGCUCCGGCGAGGAGGAGAUGAAUCCGAAGCUGUUUGGAGUGGCGAUUGGGACGAAGCGAGGGAGAGAGGAGUAUGAUAGGGUUCUGAGUGUUGAUGAUGGGUCGUUCUAUGUGGAGGUGAAAUCUGAACCGUUAGAUUUGGCGAGACAUGGCGAAAAUAGAAAAAGUGGUGGGUGAAUGAGUGUCAUGCAUCAAAUGGAAGAGUGUGCAAUUGACACGCGGCGUUGUUAGAGAAUCAGAGUCCGUGAGCACGGAGACGCACGUGUUGAAUGGAAUGUGUGCCAUUACUAUGAGCGUCGAUAAUUAAUUAAUUCUAUAUCAUAUUUUCUUUUCU